AUGACAUCGUCAUUGUCUCUCGACGCCGUAUACCGUACCCCUAUCGAGAUAUGGCGCAGAAUAUUCGAGUUUUGCCUUGGUCCAUCACUUUUGGAGAUUACUGCGUCGACAUUGAGCGAAUGCCAGGCUUUUCUGGAAGACGAAGUAGCUUUACUACAACGAUAUGUUGCUGUUGAGCGACAAAGAGGGCGAAUUAGACUUGUCUGCCACUCAUGGAGACAACUAGCAGACUCUCUGGGUGAUAGGAUCGUGGUGAGCCACUUGGACGAGCACGAGUGGCCUCCCUACCGUAGCAAGAAUAGCGCGCACUACAUCUCGUAUCGCCACUACACGUCUUAUCUUCAUCAAAGUCCACUCAGCACUUAUAGGCGUGGCAUAGGCGCGAGAGAGCCUGCUCCAGUCGCCAAACCAAUCAAAAUCACCCGCGACAUGCCAUUCGCUUCAAUCACCACACUCGCUGCGUCUACACUUGAUCUUUCGGAUAUAGAUCGCGACACCCCGCCAGCAAACGUCUACUUUCUCGGCGUCGGCCCACAGGUAGACCCCCACGCUCUCGCCCACCCUCUAUUUUACAACAUCCAGAUCCUCGAUAUCCUCACGCGCUAUCCAUUCGAGAGCCGGGACGCAGGCGUUCUGCGCACCUUGCCCAAUCUCCGCUGCUUGAUGCUAGCCAUGAGCCACAAGAGCCUUGUCCGGGACCCCGGAAUGACUUUGUCAGCGUGGCACUUCCCCAAACUCGCCCUAUUUAGCGUCUUCCUUUGGGGUAGCCCUUUUACACUCUCCGAAGACCUACUCCAAUUUGUUCACAAUCACAGCUCCACGCUGGAAGAAAUCGAUUUCCCACCUGAAGAGCAAAGCCACUUUGCAAGGAACGCCGACUGGUCGCGCUUCACCCGGCUGAGGGCGAUCAAGCUCUCAGACCUGACCUCCCUUACAGACGCACUGCCCAAUUUGUCGUGCCGCUGGACACCGAGCGCUAGCACACGAUUGACAAAUACCUCGGAAAUACCACCACUAACGAUUACUAUAGACGUUUUGCGCAGAACACCAUCCUCAAACGAGAUGGUCACUCGGCUCCUUGCAUACCGCGACGUCUUGCCAAACCUCACCUUGCGACUAUCUCUUCGUUGGAGCGAGUGGUUGCAUAAUGCUCAGGUGCUGAUCAAAGAGUCGAGGCGACGCGAGACAUUGCGUCUCUCGGAUGGACUCCGGCAGUAUCAAGCAAGCACCAGCGAGAUCUUCGCCAUUAUAGACGAGACACCGUUACGAGUGAUCGAUUUUGGUGGAGAUUCGGCCAUCUGUGACGCUGCAAAAGAAUUGCGAGCACUUGUUUUCGAAGACGGGCCUCGAGCGCCGUUACAUGUAUGA
This is a messenger RNA of Serendipita indica DSM 11827, 1368 nucleotides long. The record is from the annotation of a GenBank genome assembly. NCBI's taxonomy places the organism in Eukaryota, Fungi, Basidiomycota, Agaricomycetes, Sebacinales, Serendipitaceae.